CGACUUUACCGCGGCGGACAAAGAAGAGAAGGCGGUGCUGAUCGAUUAUACUGUCUACAACCCAAAAGCCGCCAAAAAGGAAGGAACAAAAUUCUGGUGGCGGUUUUCCGUUAAAUUCUUCCUUGUUAUUAAACGGGCCUCUGGUUCGACAGUUAUAUCAGCCAGCUCGUUUUGUACCUUGCUCCGCACCGGGUUUUCAAGCAUGUAGACGAUGAUGCUUUCAACACCUGUUUUCUCCUGAAAAGACGACUCUGGUCUUGUGAUUCAUGGGAUUGGAUGCUGAGGAACCUGGGAACGGGAGGAUAUAGAAAGAAGCGUUCGAGGGAAGGACGGGCGCAGGGUUCGGAGUGUCAUUUGCUGUUGCUGCUGCAUGUCUGAUACUACACAAUUUUCCUGGGAUCAGUGCGGAGAACUGGUAAACGUUCUUGCUGAUUGAAGUCAUGGAAAUAAGAAGAAGGGAAAAAAUCAGUGCUUCCAUUCAUUCAAGAGCACCCCCAGCAGGUUCACUGCACAUGAAUCACAGCUGUGCAUUGCAACAAGUGGAACAUCCGCAUGCAGGGGCUGAUUAGCACCAUGGGAUCGGAAAGACCUUCUUCUUCCUUGGCUCACUUCUUCCCCCUGACAGGGCGAGAAAACCAUGACGAAUCCAAACGGAAGUUCUCGGAUGCGCAACUGUCCGAGGAGCUGAGCCCAUUGGUGAAUGAAUUGAUUUCACCGACCAUUGCCCCCUCCAGGGUGCUGAAGGAAAAGCUGCCAAAGGGGGGGUCAGUUGACGUUGAACCUGUUCAUCUUUCUUUAAAUUCGGCAUUUUUCAAAAUGCCCUAUAAUGAGCAUAUUCCCGCCGGAGUGCAGAAGAAUGACACGCGGAUUGCCGAAAUGGCGGCCAUCAAGUCGGAAUGGAAUCGGGGAUUAAUGAUGAUUGAGACUCCCCGUGGAUUGGCACGUGAGGAACGGAACAAUCCCGAGCACGCGCGCCGCCGACCUAUCUGUCUCAAUUUUCUGCAAGAA
Notodromas monacha is the source of this 1008-nucleotide messenger RNA. Lineage: Eukaryota; Metazoa; Arthropoda; Ostracoda; Podocopida; Cyprididae. The record is from the annotation of a GenBank genome assembly.